CCUCUGAUUGGUCAGUUCAUAACUUGAAUUACAGAGAAAAAAAGAUCAGAUUAUCAAGAAGAUAUUAAAGUUUCACAUCCAGAAUGUUAUUGUGACCAAUAGAACGACUGAUAAGAGCUGGUUCCUCUUCUAGAAGUCUGUGGGAUUUUAGGGGUACUUCCUGUUUGGAACACCAGGGGGGCGGGGUCAUUCAGGUCUCAGACACAAUCAUUGGUUCAGAUCCAGUUUGGUAUUGUUCUGCCUUCAUCAGCCUAGGAGGAACCAGAUAGAGACAGAAGGGUUGGACCCCCCAGACUGAAGCUCAAUGGUUCUGUCUGCUGACCCGGGUCUGUUCUCCUCUGGAAGUGUGGAGGUUCUGCUCAUUGGACCUGACGAGUGUUUCACUCAGAUCGUCACCCCACCCCCACCCCACAGGCCGGAAGCUGCUUGUUGUUUCCCGGUGAGGUUAGUCCAGGGAUUAGAGUCCAGCCGGGGGGCGUGACUCCGCCUUUCAUUCCCGGCCCAGCCGGCCUUAUCUCCAUGGCUUUGACAGCCUGUUUGUUUGACGCUGGAGCAGGUUCUGCUGGGCCUGCAGAAACCGCCACAAAGGGGCUGGAUCAUCAGCACUUUGAUUGUGGCGUCCGUCCUCCUCCACGCCGAGCUCAGUGCCAGCGUGUGGCGUGCUCCUGCGGUCCGGCAGUCUGUGGUCUUUGCUGUCUUCAUGUUGAAGCGUCUCUUCGUGUCCUCUCCAGCCUGGAUCGACCAGCAACAGAACCUGGACUCUGCGGUGGUCUGGAGGAGGAAGUGAGACUGGCAUCAUGGCGUCCUUCAAACUGGACUUCCUCCCUGAGAUGAUGGUGGACCACUGCUCUCUGAGCUCCGCUCCAGUGGGGAAGAAGAUGAACGGCUCUUUGGAGCACCCGGACCAGCCAGAGGUCGAUGCCAUCAAGAUGUUUGUGGGUCAGAUUCCGCGGUCCUGGUCCGAGGAGCAGCUGCGGGAGCUGUUCGAGCCGCACGGCGCCGUCUACGAGAUCAACAUCCUGAGGGACCGCAGCCAGAACCCCCCACAGAGCAAAGGAUGCUGUUUUGUGACCUACUACACCCGUAAAUCUGCUUUAGAAGCUCAGAAUGCUCUCCACAACAUGAAGAUCCUCCCUGGGAUGCAUCACCCCAUCCAGAUGAAGCCGGCAGACAGCGAGAAGAACAACGCAGUGGAGGACAGAAAACUCUUCAUCGGAAUGAUCUCCAAGAAAUGUAACGAGAACGACAUCCGGAUGAUGUUCUCGCCGUACGGACAGAUCGAGGAGUGCCGGAUACUUCGAGGACCCGAGGGACUCAGUCGAGGAUGUGCGUUCGUGACCUUCACGGCUCGACAGAUGGCCCAGGCGGCCAUCAAGUCUAUGCACCAGUCCCAGACCAUGGAGGGAUGCUCCUCCCCCAUCGUGGUGAAGUUCGCAGACACCCAGAAGGACAAGGAGCAGAAGCGUCUGGCUCAGCAGCUGCAGCUGCAGAUGCAGCAGCUCAGCGCCGCCUCCAUGUGGGGGAACCUGACCGGCUUUGGCAGCCUGGGGCCGCAGUACCUCGCCCUCUACCUGCAGCUGCUGCAGCAGUCCACCUCCCCCGGGAACGCGCUUGGCGGCCUGCACCCGGUUUCAGGUCUGAAUACCAUGCAGAACCUGGCAGCUUUAGCAGCAGCCGCUACGCAGGUCACGCCCUCGGGGUCCAGCACCAUGACCACCUCCAGCAGCCCGCUGAGCGCGCUCGCCACCUCAGCAGGUUCCUCGCCGACCUCCUCCAGCAGCUCCUCAGUGAACCCCAUGGCCUCUCUGGGGGCCCUGCAGUCUCUGGCUGCCAGUGCUGGUGCCGGCAUCAACAUGGGCUCCUUGGCAGGGAUGGCAGCCCUGAACAGCAGCCUGGCUUCAGGAGGUCUCUCUAACGGCUCAGGUAACACCAUGGACGCCCUGAGCCAGGCCUACUCUGGAAUCCAGCAGUACGCCGCUGCUGCGGCCCUGCCCAGCCUCUACAACCAGAGUCUGCUGUCCCAGCAAAGCGUCUCCGCUGCAGGCAGCCAGAAGGAAGGUCCAGAAGGAGCCAAUCUGUUCAUCUACCACCUCCCCCAGGAGUUUGGAGAUCAGGACCUGCUGCAGAUGUUCCUGCCGUUUGGAAACGUCAUCUCUGCAAAGGUCUUCAUUGACAAACAGACAAACCUCAGCAAGUGUUUCGGCUUUGUGAGCUACGAUAACCCGGUGUCGUCACAAGCAGCCAUCCAGUCCAUGAACGGGUUUCAGAUCGGGAUGAAAAGACUGAAGGUCCAACUGAAGCGCUCCAAGAACGACAGCAAGCCCUACUGAGGGUGUGAAGGCCCUGAGCGUCUGAUGGGAAGGGCGGUGUCCGGAUGUCGGGUUCUCGCUCUGCCUCAGGCUGUCCACGUUCUCCUGGAGGUGUUGUCGGAUCAUUCGGUUCUGACGGUGACAAACGGCAGAGGAACGGUUCUGUCGGGUCCGGCUGGAGCUUGUGGUGUUGUUCUGGAGAACACUGAUGUUGGGUUUUCAUGUGUGUGAGUUGUGGUGUGUGAACAUCUACGGAUGCUUUUCUAAGGUGUGAUCUGGUUUGUGUUGUGCUGAGUUGUUGGUGGUUCGAGGAGCUGCAGCCGAGCGUCACGGCGCCGGACUGGACCGGACCGGACCGCGGCUUUUGCUGUUCCAGUUCCGGCCUCAGGCUGUGGUGAAGCUGUGAAGGGAACGUGUCGGUCUGAACUCCACCCUCACUGAACGGUCAAUCAUCCCGACCCCCCCUCCCUCCAUCAGAUCCUGAUCCAUCAGAUCCUGAUCCGUCAGAUCCUGAUCCGUCAUGAUAAAGAGUCUUCCUCUCAGCGAGGAAGAGGAGCUGGACACGGUCAUCUGAGUGAGGAAGAUUCAAGAUUUCCAUCAUCAUGAGGCAACAAGCUUUAAUGAAGAAGUGGAGAUGAAGAGGAGGAACACAAAAACACACAACGGUUGAUUACACAAUGAGUGUAAUCCAGUGGAUUUGUGUCGACAUGCAGAACUUUCCUCUAGUGGGUCUGUAUUUGGAUCCAGAGCUGAAAGGAUAAGCUGCUUUUCUCCAGCUC
Oryzias melastigma (Indian medaka) is the source of this 3088-nucleotide messenger RNA. It is a transcript of the gene celf1, whose product is annotated as cugbp, Elav-like family member 1. The record is from RefSeq and is a predicted model, not a curated record. The transcript has 14 exons. NCBI's taxonomy places the organism in Eukaryota, Metazoa, Chordata, Actinopteri, Beloniformes, Adrianichthyidae. Bases 798 to 2330 code for a protein of 510 amino acids. Gene Ontology annotation, molecular function: mRNA 3'-UTR binding. Gene Ontology annotation, cellular component: cytoplasm; nucleus; ribonucleoprotein complex. Gene Ontology annotation, biological process: regulation of alternative mRNA splicing, via spliceosome; mRNA splice site recognition.